Molecule: messenger RNA, 2183 nt
Organism: Eucalyptus grandis
Lineage: Eukaryota; Viridiplantae; Streptophyta; Magnoliopsida; Myrtales; Myrtaceae
Product: glycosyltransferase BC10
Exons: 3
Coding region: 700-1869 (389 amino acids)
Cellular component (GO): membrane
Molecular function (GO): glycosyltransferase activity
Source: RefSeq, a predicted model, not a curated record
UGAAAGCACCAGAGCCGUCAAGAAACUGCCCAUGAAACGUGUCCUUCUUCGCUUUCGGCCCAGCCAACCCUCAUUCUGCCUGCUCUCAAAAUCACACGGUCCUAAUUCAAACCGGAGACAAGUCCCAUAUUAGUAGCUUUCAAAGCAAUGCCACGCCACCUAUUGAGAGGGACAAACAAGAAUACCUCCUUAAACCUCUCUCUCUCUCUCGGAUGCAGCAGCAGACAUCCAGAUUCGCCAGCAGCCGGCCAUUCAGGAAACUGCCGGAAAUUAAAUAUUGUGUCAAACAGUACGAAAUUCGUGGAUCACGCCAUUUCACAAUUGGUUGGGCACGUAACUGGGUGAUGUCUUGCAAUCUGUGCGCCCCAUUACAAAAAGCAGCCCACAUGGAAUCUCAGCGUGGGCUGUCUUGAUUCGUUCGGACAUCACUCGUUGUUGGGGGAAAACUUAUUUUCUGCUAAUGCCCAUCUGGUGAAAGAACCGAUCUUGUUGUCGCCCAUUUAAAAAGGUGAUAUUGUGAUCUUGGUCCUUCUGACUUUGUUCCGGUACACAACGCGAUAUGGCCUUUCUUGUUUGAGGAAAGCAGUGACAUGGUUGAAGAGGUAUGGGUUCUUCUGGGAUCUGUCCGUAGGAGACGUUGGUCCAUGUGAUGAGCAUUGGACAAUAAAAAGGGCGCAGGUUUUUGCUGGGGGAACAAACAUGCAAUUAAGGGCAGUGGCGAUGGAGGAAGGGAAGGAUGCCAUUGCUAUUAAAGCAAAUCAAUCUAAUUCUAGGGUUUUGCCAUUGCGGGUUCUCCAGUUCUUUGUGUUGUUUCUAUUCGUCAGUCUCGGAUUUUCUGUUGUUAGUAUGUAUGCUGUGAAAUAUUUCAAUGUUCAAGGUCGAAUUCUCGUUCCGGUGGCAGAGUCCAACAUAAGACCUUGCUUUGAAGAGUCUAGUAGGCUGUCGAGUUGGAUUAGGCCGCCGUCGAAUUUGUUGCAUACCAUGAACGAUUCUGAGCUAUUUUGGCGGGCGUCUUUCAUGCCACGAAUAAAAAAUUACCCAUUCAAGAGAAAACCCAAGAUCGCAUUUAUGUUCUUGACAAAGGGUCCGCUGCCGCUGGCACCUCUCUGGGAGAGGUUCUUCAAGGGGAAUGAGGACAAGUAUUCCAUCUACAUCCACUCGCAUCCAUCUUACCAUGUUGAUUUUCCGCCAAAAUCGGUCUUCCACCAGAGACAAAUCCCAAGCCAGGUGGCGGAGUGGGGGAUGAUGAGUAUGUGCGAUGCUGAGAGGAGACUCUUGGCUAAUGCGCUUCUCGAUAUGUCCAAUGAAUGGUUUGUCCUGCUGUCUGAAUCCUGCAUUCCUCUACAAAACUUCAGCGUCAUCUAUCUUUACCUACUGAGGUCCAGGUACAGCUUCGUGGGCUCAUUCGAUGAAGAUGGGCCUUAUGGAAGAGGUCGCUAUAACGAAAAUAUGGCCCCUGAAGUCAACCUCACUCAGUGGCGUAAAGGUGCUCAGUGGUUCGAAGUAAACAGGAAACUUGCUUUAGACAUAGUUGUAGACACCAGGUACUACCCCAAGUUUAGAGAUUUCUGUAGACCGGCUUGUUAUGUGGAUGAACAUUACUUUCCCACUAUGUUGGCAAUUCAGUCCCCUCAUCUUUUGGCAAAUCGGACCCUCACUUGGGUGGAUUGGUCAAGGGGCGGUGCUCACCCUGCUACAUUCGGGAAGGCCGAUAUAACCGAAGAAUUCUUCAAGAAGAAAAUUAAUGAGCGUAGCACAUGCUUUUACAAUAACCAACCAUCUUCACUAUGUUUUCUCUUUGCUAGAAAGUUUGCUCCCAGUGCUUUAGAACCCCUUCUAGAUCUUGCAUCAAAAGUUUUUGGCUUUUGAUGGAUGCUCUCGACUCACGAGAUGGACAUGGAUAUUUGUCUAGCAGUAGAAGUUAUAUUCUUUAUAAGCUGAGUAAUUGGAAGCUAAGUUCAUUGUAUUAGUAUCAAAAUUGAGAGGCUAUUUUUGUAUGUUGCAAGUAUUCUUGAUAUACAUAGGUUAGAAAGAAGGUAGCGUCUUGGCUUACCUUGGAUUUGGAUUUGAAAUCUUAGAAAAACUUAUAUAAUGCUUCUAUAAAAAUUUUAUACGGAACCCUCAUGUUGGAGGAAACACAAUGUGCAGUGAGAUCUUCAUCAUAUGGAAUCGAAUUGUUUGCA